GUGAAUGUGUUCCUCAGGAGACUGGAACUGCUCCUCAGAGGGCACGGAGAGCAGUCCUGCCCCCCGAGGAAGGCUCUGCCGCGGGGCCCCUGCCCACCUACCUCGGCAAUAAGGAAGACUCGUGCCGGCUGAGCCAGGACCCGGGGCCCUGCAGUGGGAUGCUCUCCCGCUUCUUCUACAACUCCUCCUCCAUGGCCUGUGAAACCUUCCUCUACGGGGGCUGUCUGGGCAACGGCAACAACUUCUACUCUGAGAAGGAGUGCCUGCAGGCGUGCCGGACCGAGGCUGCCUGCAGGCUGCCCAUCGUGCCAGGGCCGUGCCAGGUACCGGUGACACGUUGGGCCUUUGACGCUGCUCAGGGCAAGUGCAUCACCUUCAGCUAUGGAGGCUGCAAGGGCAACGGGAACCAGUUCUACUCGGAGAAGGAGUGCAAGGAGUAUUGUGGGGCUCCUCCACUGGCAGAGGAUGAGGAGUUUCUGCGUCUGUCAAACUAA
Molecule: messenger RNA, 494 nt
Organism: Acanthisitta chloris (rifleman)
Lineage: Eukaryota; Metazoa; Chordata; Aves; Passeriformes; Acanthisittidae
Product: inter-alpha-trypsin inhibitor-like
Exons: 5
Cellular component (GO): cell surface; plasma membrane
Molecular function (GO): serine-type endopeptidase inhibitor activity
Source: RefSeq, a predicted model, not a curated record